Oncorhynchus tshawytscha (Chinook salmon) is the source of this 4640-nucleotide messenger RNA. RefSeq names its product sushi domain containing 6 (gene susd6). The transcript has 7 exons. Bases 295 to 1404 code for a protein of 369 amino acids. NCBI's taxonomy places the organism in Eukaryota, Metazoa, Chordata, Actinopteri, Salmoniformes, Salmonidae. The record is from RefSeq and is a predicted model, not a curated record.
CGACUACUGUUUCCCAUGGACACCGUGCGAAAGCGAGGCGGCUGGUGUGUUUCCGCUUACCUCACACUGAGAAGAACGAAACCGGUUAGCUUUUGGGACAAAGCGAAGGAAACGAUAAAUACCAUACAAAAAUAAGCCAUUUCGCACUUAACCUAACAUUUGGAGAAUAGUCUGUCUAUUUGAAUGAUUUGAGUCCAUGUCCCGACAGUGAGAACGAAGAGGAGGGCUUGAAGGCAUUUAGGCUUUUCGUUGGUUGAACCUCAGCGGACUGUAGAGCUGGUAUCCAGGGGAAAGAUGAGCGAUGGAAUGGUAUUGUGUGAGACGAGAGCCCUGGCUUCAUCUCCAGUCCACAGACUGGCUACGUCUGUACUCCUCCUCCUCCUCGCCCUGCUCCCCCACGGACACGCAUCAGGAUGUCCUCGACCGGUGGCCGUGGUGCACGGGGAGCUGGUGAACCAGACGGAGGCGAACCGAGGCUCCUUCCCCCCUGGUACCCUGCUGUCCUAUGGCUGUGAGCCGGGCUACGCCCCCGAUGGACCCACCUCCAUCACCUGUACCACCGCUGGGACAUGGACCCGCCUGCCUCUACGCUGCAUCAACACUAAUGUGUGCCCCCCUCCCACGGAGCCAGAGAACGGAGGGUACAGGUGCCACCCGUCCCCCUGCCACCGCCUCACCCAGAAGACCGUGAUAGAGUACUUCUGUGACGAGGGCUACACUCUGAAGGGGGACCUCAAGUUCCUGACCUGUCAGAAUGGGGAGUGGGACGUACCCAUGCAGAUCACCUGCCGCCUCAGCCCAGAUAAGGAGCCGCGGUCUCCGUUGGCGAUGCCGACUCUGUCCAUCGUAGCGUCCACAGCCUCCUCUGUGGCCCUCCUGCUGCUGCUGGUGGUGCUGUUUGUGCUGCUGCAGCCCAAACUCAAGUCCUUCCACCACAGCAGGCGUGAGCAGGGUGUCUCAGGCCAGCCAGCCUCUAUCGUGGUGGAAGGGGUCCAGGUGGCCCUCCCCUCCUAUGAGGAGGCAGUGUACGGCAGCGGCGCCUCUCUCCCCCCACCUCAAGAGUCCCGGGUUCAGAUCGUCCUGUCUGAGGGCCCCCAGGGGGCCGAGGGCGGAGCAGAGGGACCGGGUCCCAGCAGUAGGUCCCAGUCCCACCAUCACAGAGACAGAGCGAGAGAUACAGAGCUGUGCCUCCCCUCCUCCUCUUCCUCAUUUCCUUCAUACUGCCGUCACGCAGAGACAGUACUAGUCCACCAGGCCUCCUCUUCGUCGUCGUGGGUUACGGCACACGGAGGGGGUGCCCUUGCCAGACGUAGAGACUCAGAGAACAGUGACCAGCACAGCCUGCUUUCUGUCACCUCCGUAGACGACUUCUCUGAUGAUAUCCCCCUGUUAAAGGAAACCUGAAGCCCCUACAGCUGAGCAGGAAACUAAGGCUUCUACUGGGGCUUUCUAGCUGAACGAUACCACCCUACCUUAUGUCUGAACCACAGAACUACAGAAUUACCCCGCGCAGCAAAUACAGGAAUCAUGUCAAAGAAACUCAACUUCCCUCCCCCUCUACAUCUGCAACUUCUCAGACGGCGCAAAGACGAGCAGAGUCCACUUCACCCCCAUUUAUUAUCACCCACAGAACUUAUACUGGACAAACCAUGUCCACCCCCAGUAUCCUCUACCCAUGUCCUGGCUACCCCUUCUGCCAUGAUCUCAAAACUACUACCCGUGUGGAGAAAAGACGAGACUACCCUCUUUCUUUCUUACUGGGAACUGACGAGCCCUUAAUUCCUCCUGUCCCCUUCAAUUUUAGAAUGGACCUCAACACAGACAGACAGACAGACAGACAUACCUAGCUGCUUGACCCCAAUCAUCCACACUUCCCUCUAGACAUAACUUCCUGACCCCAAUCAUCCACACUUCCCUCUGGACCUAACUUCCUGACCCCAAUCAUCCACACUUCCCUUUAGGCCUAACUUCCUGACCCCAAUCAUCCACACUUCCCUCUAGGCCUAACUUCCUGACCCCAAUCAUCCACACUUCCCUCUAGGCCUAACUUCCUGACCCCAAUCAUCCACACUUCCCUCUAGGCCUAACUUCCUGACCCCAAUCAUCCACACACUUCCCUCUAGGCCUAACUUCCUGACCCCAAUCAUCCACACUUCCCUCUAGGCCUAACUUCCUGACCCCAAUCAUCCACACUUCCCUCUAGGCCUAACUUCCUGACCCCAAUCAUCCACACUUCCCUCUAGGCCUAACUUCCUGACCCCAAUCAUCCACACUUCCCUCUAGGCCUAACUUCCUGACCCCAAUCAUCCACACUUCCCUCUGGACCUAACUUCCUGACCCCAGUCAUCCACACUUCCCUCUGGACCUAACUUCCUGACCCCAGUCAUCCACACUUCCCUCUGGACCUAACUUCCUGACCCCAAUCAUCCACACUUCCCUCUAGGCCUAACUUCCUGACCCCAAUCAUCCACACUUCCCUCUGGACCUAACUUCCUGACCCCAAUCAUCCACACUUCCCUUUAGGUCUAACUUCCUGACCCCAAUCAUCCACACUUCCAAACACUUUAUCUCAAACCACAAGGCUAGUAGCUAACAUAAUAAUGUUUUUAUCGCUGCUGAUGAUGAAGAUGAUGAUGAAGAUGACUGUGGAUACAGACUUGUGCUUGUGCAUCUCCCUACUCUUAAUGGGGAUAAGGAGCAUCUCUCUUCAGUGAGGACUAUCUUGGUUUGGGCCUUGGCCUGGUUCGCUGGCGUUAUGUCUGGUGAUGAAUCGACGACAUCCUGCGGGGGGGGUAGCACGCCGGGGCCCUGUCUGUCCACUCUGUAUGAAGCCCCUCUUCUUUUCUCUGCUGUCACUCUCUGGCGUCUUCUUGGGUCAGCCAGCGCCACUUUCGUCUGAGGGGACCCGGAGUGACGCCGUCUGUCAGAAGACGAUGCACGUAGGAUGGAUGGAUGGAGGGAGGGAGCACAUCACCAGACCAAGCACCUGCAGGGCUACAGACAGACACUAUCACUCUAUCAUGAAAAAAAAUAAGAUUAAUGACACGCUUGCCUUUUCGUCACAACAACCGAUAUCUGUGUUGUUAGUCACAUCAACAGGGGAGCCCAUCUGCUCCCUGUUGGUGUGACUAUAUGUGGGGUUUUGUUUGGGAGGCAUCCAUAUAUUUUUGACACCUGGCUGUGAUAUUGAACAGCACACGACUGUUUCAUGAGUGGAGAGGGCUGCACUAUAUUGUUAAAUUAACUAAGGCCUUGUUGUUGUUUUUACACGAUGAAAACAUGUUUGUUUGGUGACUGGACAUUAGGUCACACAUUUCUUUUUCCAAUCUAUUUAUAUUGUGUGGCUGUAAAGUUGGGUUCACUCGAGGUGUCUGUCACUUGGUCCUGAUGUGCUAAAUGUGCGUAUGCGUGUGUGAGAGAGAACGAGAAAGUGUUUGUGUGUGUGUCUAUUUUUGCCUCUGUGUACGUCAGUUAGGCGAGAGAGAAAGGACAUGUCCAUAGAAUGGGUACACCAGAAAUAUUACCCAGGAUUCCCCGCCCUUAGUUAGAAAUGGCUUCACUCAGCUACCCUAGUUCAAAAUGGCUUCCCUCUUUUCCUGCUUUUUACAACGGUCAGAAGAACAAACAGUCAUUACUGUAAGAAUACAGUACAUCAUGUAUAUUUAAAUGUUCAAGGACUAAAAUGUCCUCCAUUUUCUGCAGAGUUGCUUCAGAAUAACCUUGUAGAUCUGCGACUUUAAAAAAAAAAGCUUAAAACUGAAAAACCUUGCUCAAAACCCGGAGCAUUGACACAACUGCAACUGGUUGCAGGAAACGACAGUUAUCUUUUGUUGUAAAUGUCCAGUUCAAAUUUAAGUGAGCAGUUUUAAUGUACCUUUUGAUGACAAAAAAACACUCGUAUACUUUGAGUUGAGGUAAUUAUCCUAGCUCAUUAAGGAGGUUGAGUUGAGGUAAUCAUCCUAGCUCAUUAAGGUUGAGGAGACACGGUCUGAGUCGAGGCUUUUUGGAAAAGUUGUUUCACUUAAAUGUUUUUAUUUUUAUGUUUUGUUUAUUUUGUCGGUCUUUCCCCCUGUCAUUGUCUUCAUAAACGCAAACAGAGAACGUUGCCUUAGACCUGGUACAUUUUAUUACUUUAUUUUGUUUCUACUUGUAUCGUAGGUUUCCAUCCAUCUUUACAUCUUUAUUGAAGCGUCUGUGUUUCCCAAUGGCCUUACUUUUUUUGUAUUUUCUAGUCAUACAACUGUCUUGUGUUUUAAGUUUUUGUUUUUGGACUUGACUAAAGAAAGUCCAUCCUUCUCUUCUCUCUGUUCACCCCAAGGCUUCUUCAGCAACUGUGAUUUUUCAAAAGCCUAAGCACAUGAAACAAAUCACCUUUCUUUCUUUCUUUCUUUAAAUGUCUAUCAGACAUUUUAAAUGUUGCAUGUUAAGGGAGUAUUUUGUUUGCGUCCAGACCACCGUUGUACAGUGGUUGUUUCCUCAUUUCUCUUUGAUUCUGCAUUUCAAUGCUUUCAUGUGUUCUUUUUCUCCUCUGUACAUUGCAAUGGGUUGUGAAGAUCGUAUUUUAAUAUUUGUAUAAAGUUUAAUUUAAUUCUACCGUGUGUAUGUAACUAUUUCUGAUUAAAGCUUUUUUUGAAAACGUG